GUUCUUGGUAAGGCCAGCUCGUGUAUAGUUCUAUAUAAUGUCUUCGCCAGCUGCUCCUCAGUUGAUUCCCUACCACACACUCACUACACUCACUAAUACACGGUUAUCACCGAUCACACUCGUUUUCAACGACCUCCAACGCCUUACAACUUAAUACCUUCCGUAUUUUAAUACCACCCCCCAAACCAAACAUCAAGAUGCGUUCCUUCGCCGUCAUUGCUGGCUUCGCUGCCGUUGCCCUUGCCGCUCCCCAGGCUUACGAGGCUUACCCUGCUGCCCCGGCCUCUUCCUCCGCCGCUGCUGAGUACCCCGCCUACCCUGCUGAGACCCCCGAGGCCUCCAGCUCCAUGCCCGCCUACGAGGCCGCUACCUCCUCCGCUGCUGAGUACCCGUCUUACCCCGCUGAGACCCCCUCCGCUUCCAUGGAGGCUUCCAAGCCCGCCUACGAGGCCAGCUCCAUGGCUCCCGUCUACUCUGCCUCCAAGCCCGCCUACACCACCACCGAGGUUGUCCACGCCACCAGCUACGUCUGCCCUGAGCCCACCACCAUCACCUACGGUGUCUCCACCUACACCAUCUCCUCCAGCACCACCCUCAGCAUCCCUGAGUACACUGCUACCUACGUCCACACCCCCACCCCCGAGGUCCCGGCUGUCCCCAUGCCCACUGUCACCUCUGCUUCCGUCCCGGCUGCUGAGCACACUGCGCCUGCCUACACCCCGGUUGCUCCCAUCUACCCCUCCUCCAACGGCACCGUUCCCCAGGUCCCUGCCGGAACUGCUGCUCCUACUGGCACCGGUGCUAUGCCCAGCGCCUCCAAGCCCGCUGAGUUCACCGGUGCCGCCGGCAAGGUCUCCGUUGGCUUCUUCGCCAUCGCUGGUGCCCUCGCUGCUUUCUUGUAAGCGGUUCGCUCUUGAGUGAUUCGUCGGGACGCGGUUCUCCACGUCCUUGCUAGUCUCUUCUCGAGUUUUGGAAAGAGGAGGAAAUAAAACAUGGCUUCACGGGUUACGACUUCGACUCUUGCAUCACGAUUCAGUCUAGGAUUGGGAGCGCGGUGUUGGUGGUACGAGCCCUUU
Messenger RNA from Alternaria rosae, 1076 nucleotides. RefSeq lists its product as uncharacterized. The transcript has a single exon. The record is from RefSeq and is a predicted model, not a curated record. The coding region runs from base 198 to 902 and encodes 234 amino acids. Gene Ontology annotation, molecular function: structural constituent of cell wall. Lineage: Eukaryota; Fungi; Ascomycota; Dothideomycetes; Pleosporales; Pleosporaceae. Gene Ontology annotation, biological process: fungal-type cell wall organization. Gene Ontology annotation, cellular component: fungal-type cell wall.